GUGUUGCGCGGAAGAGCAGCGUUCAAUGGCGCAGCUUGCUUGUCGUGCACGGAAUAAAUUUUUUUAAUUCCAUGGAUCAUAACCCUUCAAUUCUCAGUAUAAAUCACCUACAAGGCACAAGGAUUGAAUACGAUCAAGCCACAACUCGAUUUAGCCAGAUUCAAUAUUAAGUUUUCCAUAAUCUUUUGUUGUUGUUGGUUUUAACCAAAGGACGAAUGGCGGUGGAGGAGAUUGUGAUCGUAGGAGGCGGGAUCGCCGGAGUGGCGACAGCGCUUGCUCUUCGCCGGGUCGGAAAGAAAAGCUUAGUUCUCGAGCGGUGGCGCGAGCUUCGGGAGACCGGCUCUGCUCUUACGCUUUCCCACAACGCAUGGUGUGCCCUCGACGCUCUCGGCGUAGGCCACAAGCUCAAGCCCCACUACCGUUUGCUUCGAACUGGGACUGUAACUAACCUUGCGACCGGAGCUACACAGACCCAGUCUUUUCCCAACGAGGACGAUGACGGCAGGGAGGAGAUGGGAUCAAGAUCAGUUCACAGAACCGCGUUGUUGGAAGCAAUGGCAGAGGAACUGCCUCCUGAUUCCAUUCGGUUCUGCUCGAAGCUCGUCUCAAUCAGAACUGAAGCGCUUCCAGAUUCAUCAACUAUCAUGGUUCUGCAUUUGGACGAUGGAGCCAUCAUAAAAGCUAAGGCGGUGAUCGGCUGUGACGGCGUGCACUCGGUGGUGGCGCAGUGGCUUGGCCUCGCCAGCCCGAGGGAUUCCGGCCGGUCGGCGGUUCGUGGCCUGGCCGUAUACCCAGAAGGACAUAACUUCAGACCAGGACUCCAGCAGUUUCUUCUCAAUGAGGUGAGGGCAGGGUUCGUUCCCAUCAAUGAUAAGGAUGUCUACUGGUUUGUUACCCAUCCCACCACACCUAAAGUGAGCGAGAUGGGCAGAGAUCCAGAAUUAAUCCGUCGCGCAACAUUAGAACAUCUAAUCGUCGACUUACCAGCGGAAUUCAAAGUAUUCGCGCAGCAAUCCGAGCCAUCAAGCCUAUCCUGGAACCAGUUCCUGUAUCGCCUGCCGUGGGACGUGCUCUUCGGCCAACUGCAGCGCGGGUGCGUGACAGUCGCAGGCGAUGCCUUUCAUCCGACGACGCCCGAUCUUGGACAAGGCGCCUGCGUCGCACUCGAGGAUACGGUCGUGCUCGCGAGGUGCUUAGCCCACGCGAAUUCACCCAAGGAUAUGGAACAAGGGAUGGCACGGUACGCGGCCGAGCGGCGGUGGCGAGCCACCUGGCUCAUAAUAGCUUCUUAUAUUUCUGGGUUCGUGCAGCAGGGUUCCGACGGGCGGUGGACAAGUGCCGCCGUUAAAUUGUUCAGGGAUUUGUUCUUCUACAGGUUUGUAUUUCCAUGGAUUAUACGGAUUGCGCGAUAUGACUGUGGAAAACUGCCUGAGGUUUGAUUAGCUUCGUAAGGUGAAUUAGUGAUUUUAGCUAUUGGAUGUGCCUGGAUUUGACUUGUUUGUCCGUAUGUAUACCUGGAGUUGACUUGUAUCUGUAGUUUUUUGCAAUAAAUUUUAGAGUUUUUUGAUGA
Dendrobium catenatum is the source of this 1570-nucleotide messenger RNA. Its product is annotated as monooxygenase 2. Bases 216 to 1439 code for a protein of 407 amino acids. The record is from RefSeq and is a predicted model, not a curated record. Gene Ontology annotation, molecular function: FAD binding. The transcript has 5 exons. Lineage: Eukaryota; Viridiplantae; Streptophyta; Magnoliopsida; Asparagales; Orchidaceae.